This is a messenger RNA of Rotaria sordida, 1002 nucleotides long. Lineage: Eukaryota; Metazoa; Rotifera; Eurotatoria; Philodinida; Philodinidae. The record is from the annotation of a GenBank genome assembly.
AUGUUUCACGCUGGUCUUGAAGCACUUUUUGGUCGCAAUCGUGAACAUCAUAAAAAACGACAUUUAUUUGGUCUUCGUCGUCGUCAUGAUAAUCAUAAAGAAGAAACAGAUGAAUUUGCAAAACUUUUUUCUGAUAAACCACAUACAGAAAAAGAAUUGACUGUUGAUAAAAAUUUUUGUUUUGCUGCUAUGCAAGGUUGGCGUUCAACAAUGGAAGAUAAACAUAAACAUUUAGUUCCAUUUGAUGAUUCUUCAUGGAAAUUAUGGUCGUAUUUUUCAAUUUUUGAUGGUCAUAAUGGUAUUGAUACAGCAAAAUAUGCUGCUGAUCAUCUUGACAUUUACUUAUUAGAUAUACUUAAUAAAAUGCUUAUUCAACAAAAAGAUAAUAAAAUAAAUAUUGGCGAACCUGUUCGUUCAUCUCAAUUAGAUGUUCCAACAUUCUGUGCUUCUAUUAAACAGGCUUAUUUUGAAUUAGAUAAACAAUUAAAACAAGUUGUUAAAGAUGAUAGUGGUUGUGUUUGCAUAACAUGUCUUAUUGGUCCAGAACAAAUUUAUUUAAUUAAUGUUGGUGAUUCUCGUGCUAUAAUUUUUUCAAAUGAUGGACGUAUUUUAGCACAUACUGAAGAUCAUAAACCAGAUGAUCCUGCUGAACAAGAACGUAUUCAUGAAGCUGGAGGAAGAAUUUCUAAACCAUUUGCUGGUGAUGUUUUACGUGUAGAAAAUCAAUUAGCUAUGACACGUGUAUUAGGAGAUUUUGGAAUGGAUAAACAUAUCGUUCCACCUAUGGCAGAUAUUAUUCAAUAUCCAAGAGAUUCAUCAGCAGCAUAUCUUAUUCUUGCAUGUGAUGGAAUUUGGGAUGUUAUGACAAAUGAAGAGGUAGCUUCAUUUGUUGUUAAUCAUAUAGCAACGACAAAAUUAGAAAAUAUUGCAGCACAAUUAAUAGAUGAAUGUCUUCGUCGAGAUAGUACUGAUAAUAUGAGUAUCUAUAUUGUAAAAUUUUAA